Messenger RNA from Vigna radiata var. radiata (mung bean), 1541 nucleotides. Its product is annotated as indole-3-glycerol phosphate synthase, chloroplastic. Gene Ontology annotation, biological process: L-tryptophan biosynthetic process. The record is from RefSeq and is a predicted model, not a curated record. Gene Ontology annotation, molecular function: phosphoribosylanthranilate isomerase activity; indole-3-glycerol-phosphate synthase activity. Lineage: Eukaryota; Viridiplantae; Streptophyta; Magnoliopsida; Fabales; Fabaceae. The coding region runs from base 174 to 1349 and encodes 391 amino acids. The transcript has 11 exons.
CAUUUUUAGGUCUCAAUUUGUCAAUCCAUCCCAACUGGUGUGUGCUCUGUUUGGCUCAGAAAAAGCAUGAACAGGGUGUGCCAUCGGAACUGAAUUUGCGCGCACGUGUUGAACGCGAAAACAGUCUUCUCCGUCAAAUCAAUAUAACAUUGAUAGACGCGUUACCUGCUUCGAUGGAAGGUUUGGCUUCUCUCAAGGCUCCCUUUCAGGCCACCUCAUUCCUCUCUUCAAGACCCAAAACCUGGGAUCUUCCGACCCAACUCAAUUUUUAUAAAAGAAACUCCUUUUCAACAUUUUCAGUUCGGGCCCAGGUGGAGUCUACUGAUGGUUCUGCUGCAGUAUCCUCAUCUGGUGAAUCCGUGACAGAGGCUCUCAAGAUUAAGGAGUGGGAAGUAGGAAUGUUGGAAAAUGAGGUUGCAUCUGGCCAGGGCAUAAGAAUAAGGAGAAGGCCACCAUCUGGACCCCCUUUGCAUUAUGUAGGACCCUUUCAAUUCAGGUUGCAGAAUGAGGGCAAUACACCUCGGAACAUUUUGGAAGAGAUUGUGUGGAACAAGGACAAAGAAGUCUCACAACUUAAAGAAAGAAAGCCCCUCAGUGUGCUGAAGAAAGCUCUCGAAAAUGCACCUCCUGCUAGGGAUUUUAUUGGUGCUCUAAGGGCAGCGAAUGAACGAACUGGACUGCCGGGGUUGAUUGCUGAAGUGAAGAAGGCAUCGCCAAGUAGGGGUAUUUUGAGAGAAAACUUUGAUCCUGUUGAAAUUGCUAAAUCUUAUGAGAAGGGUGGAGCAGCAUGCCUAAGUGUUUUGACAGAUGAAAAGUACUUUAAGGGAAGUUUUGAAAAUCUUGAGGCAAUAAGAAAGGCUGGAGUAAAGUGUCCUUUGUUGUGCAAAGAAUUCAUUGUAGAUGCAUGGCAACUGUACUAUGCUCGAACUAAAGGUGCAGAUGCUGUCCUUUUAAUUGCUGCUGUUUUGCCUGAUCUUGACAUCAAAUACAUGAUUAAGAUAUGCAAGAUACUUGGACUGACUGCACUCGUUGAGGUCCACGAUGAGAGGGAAUUUGAUCGUGUUCUUGCAAUAGAGGGUAUUGAACUUAUUGGCAUUAACAACCGUAAUCUUGAAACAUUUGAGUUGGAUAUUAGCAUCACAAAGAAGCUUCUUGAAGGAGAGCGAGGCAAAAUAAUCCGUGAGAGAGACAUAAUUAUGGUUGGAGAAUCUGGUCUAUUCACCCCUGAGGACAUUGCCUAUGUUCAAGAAGCAGGGGUCAGAGCUAUAUUGGUUGGAGAAUCCAUUGUGAAACAAAGUGAUCCUGGCAAGGGAAUCAGCAAUCUCUUUGGCAAAGAUAUAUCUAUCUGAUUUGAAGUGAAACUAUCUUCAGAUAUAGGCAUUUGAGAUGACUGAUUAUGAUAAAGUUCUUGAUUUAACGCCUUUAUGUACCAAGUUAUCACAAUUUUAUCACCGGGAAGCAUGUACCAAAAGAAACUUUGAAUGUUAAAUUAUAGUUUCCUCCUAAAUAAUAUAUAUCAUUAAGGCAAUAGUUUGGCGACA